ACACACACACACAAGAGAGGGAGAGACAGUGAUUGUGUGCACAUCUGUGUUACAAGACUCUUGUUCUACCUGCUUCAAGAAAGCGAGACUUUGGCUUCAUGAUUGUGUAUAAAAUUCCUUUGGUGCGCUCUUGCACUGGGAACAGGGACGGCUUUCCUGUCAUUCAGGAUACACACUCACACAGUGCUCCGGACACCGUGCCUGUGGGACCUCACUGUGGGAAACUUAUGAGGGGGAGUGUUUAGAGCCGGAGCAGCAGCCUGAGCUCGUGGGACAGGACACGAGUACCGAGCAGAAGUGGAUGUUUGAUGUUUUAAUCUUCCUCCUCUCUCUAUCUGGAAUGGGAAAUGGUUGCAGCGCGAAGUGGAUUUAAACCUGAUACAGCUCUAUGAGGACUUUAACUCAAGUAGAUGUGUAUGUCAGCAAGUGGACUCUCAAGCAAAGUUUGCGAUAAACAGAGUUUGACUCCACAAACUUGGCCCGCUGUUUAUCUUUGCCGGUACAACUUCAAGAGGACCUGCGUGUGGAUCUCUUUCGGUUUCUGAGUGUGGGGAUCAUCACCAUGGCUGGAAUUUCAAGGAAAGGGUCUGGAAGACCGUCCUACUACUACAGAUUCCUGGGCAAAUCCCGACUGCAGCGUCAGCGAAGCCGGUCCCGCAGCCGCACCAGGCCGUCAGCCAACAGGGAGUCUCCUCCGGAGAGGACAGGACGCCGCCGCAGCAUGCCGGGGUCCGCAGACAAGGCCACGCCCACCAUGGAGCCCACGUCCACCGCCGCCACGCCGUUCCGAGUCACCGUGAGUACUGGCUUUUUGAGUCGACGGCUGAAAGGCUCCAUAAAACGCACCAAGAGUCAGCCCAAACUUGACCGUAACUCCAGCUUCAGGAACAUCCUGCCCGGCUUCAGGAGCGUCGACAAUGACAGAUCUCAACUGAUGCCAAGGCUGAAGGAGUCUCGCUCCCAUGAGUCACUGCUCAGCCCCAGUAGCGCUGUGGAAGCCCUGGACCUAAGUAUGGAGGACGAGGUUAUCAUCAAGCCCGUGCACAGCAGCAUCCUCGGGCAGGACUACUGCUUUGAGGUCACCACCUCCACGGGAAGCAAGUGUUUCUCCUGUCGUUCAUCAGCCGAAAGAGACAAAUGGAUGGAGAAUCUGAGGCGAGCGGUGCAGCCGAACAAGGACAACAGUCGCCGGGUGGAAAACAUGCUGAGGCUGUGGAUCAUCGAAGCCAAGGACCUGCCGGCCAAAAAGAAAUACUUCUGCGAGCUGUGCCUGGACGACUCCCUCUACGCCCGCACCACCUGUAAGCUCAAGAGCGACAAUGUGUUCUGGGGAGAGCACUUCGAGUUCAGCAACCUGCCGGCCGUCCGGAGCAUCACGGUGCACCUCUACAAAGACACGGACAAGAAGAAGAAGAAAGACAAGAACAACUACAUCGGACUGGUCAGCAUCCCCGUCGCCGCCGUCACCGGGCGGCAGUUCGUGGAGAAGUGGUACCCGGUCAGCACGCCCAACCCGCCCAAGGGCAAGACGUCCGGGCCCAUGAUCAGAAUCAAGGCGCGCUAUCAGAGCAUGAACAUCCUUCCCAUGGAAAUGUACAAGGAGUUUGCAGAGUACACCACGAACAACUACAUGCUGCUGUGCUCGGUGCUGGAGCCCGGGAUCAGCGUCAAGAACAAGGAGGAGAUGGCCUGCGCUCUCGUCCAUAUUCUGCAGAGUACCGGCAAGGCAAAGGACUUCCUCACGGACUUGAUGAUGUCUGAGGUGGACCGCUGCGGGGAGAACGAGCACCUCAUCUUCAGAGAAAACACUCUGGCCACCAAGGCCAUCGAGGAAUACCUCAAACUGGUGGGACAGAAGUACCUGCAGGACGCCCUCGGGGAGUUCAUCAAGGCUUUAUACGAGUCAGAUGAGAACUGUGAAGUGGAUCCAUCCAAGUGUUCAUCGGGUGAUCUGCCGGAGCACCAGAGCAACCUGAAGAUGUGCUGCGAGCUGGCCUUCUGCAAAAUCAUCAAUUCAUACUGUGUUUUCCCACGGGAGCUGAAGGAGGUGUUUGCAUCGUGGCGGCAGGAAUGCAGCAACCGGGGUCGACCCGACAUCAGCGAGCGUCUGAUCAGCGCCUCGCUCUUCCUGCGCUUCCUGUGUCCGGCCAUCAUGUCCCCGUCGCUCUUCAACCUGAUGCAGGAGUACCCCGACGACCGCACGGCGCGCACGCUCACGCUCAUCGCCAAAGUCACGCAGAACCUGGCCAACUUCACCAAAUUCGGCAACAAGGAGGAAUACAUGUCCUUCAUGAAUCAGUUCCUGGAGCACGAAUGGACCAAUAUGCAGCGCUUCUUACUGGAAAUAUCGAACCCAGAGACAAUCUCCAACACGGCAGGCUUCGAGGGGUACAUCGACCUGGGCAGGGAGCUGUCGACGCUGCACUCGCUCCUCUCGGAGGUGGUCUCCCAGAUGGACCAGAGUGCCGCUUCCAAGCUGGGUCCUCUGCCCAGGAUCCUGCGGGAGGUGAACUCGGCCCUGUCCAACCCGUCCAGCGUCCAGAUGUCCGGACAGGCGUCCGAGCCGAUGGGGUCGCCGCCCGCCGAGGCGAGCUGCAGCAUCUCCAGCGGCCUGCAGAGGAUCAGCAUCGACAACGACCUCCCAGGACUGGUGGACUUCACCAGGCUACCGUCGCCCACCCCAGAAAAUAAGGACCUGUUCUUUGUGACGAGGAGCUCAGGGAUCCAGCCUUCCCCCGCACGCAGUUCCAGCUACUCCGAGACCAACGAGCCCGACCUGGGCAUGGCCAACGGCAGCAAGAGCCUGUCCAUGGUGGACCUCCAGGACCCCCGCAGUCUGGAGGGGGUCGCAGGUCCCGGCACCUCGGAGGCUCUGGGCGAAGGCCUGGCCUCCGGGGUGGGCUGGUCGGCACGGGCCCCGCAGAGCAACAUCCCCGGAGGCCCCACCCUGAGGAGGCCGGGCCAGACGCCCACCACCCCGGGCACGGAGGGCGCCCCCGGCCGACCCGCCCAGCUGCUGGCCCCGCUGUCCUUCCAGAACCCCGUCUACCAGAUGGCGGCCUGCCUGCCGGUCUCCCCCCGCGGGAUGAACGACUCGGGCUCGGAGUGCCACAGCUCCGUCAGCUCGCACAGCAACAACGAGGACGGGCCGCCGGGCGGGAAGCCGUCCUUCUUGAACCACGGCGCAGGGGGCGGGGGCGGCGGCGGCGGGGGGAGCAGCGGGGACGAGUACACCCGGCGUUCGGGGGAGUUCAACCGCCGGCAGCUCUCUCUGACGGAGACGCAGCACCAGCCCACCGUGCCCCGGCAGAACAGCGCCGGCCCCCAGCGGAGGAUAGACCAGCCCCCGCCUCAGAGCAUCACGCGGGGCCGCACCCCCCCCAACCUGCUCAACAGCGGGCCGUACCCGCGGCCCUCCUCCGGCAGCAUGAUGACGUCGUCCCCGGACUGGCCCGGCAGCGGCGCCCGGCUACGGCAGCAGUCCUCGUCCUCCAAGGGAGACAGUCCUGAGACCAAGCAGAGGGCUCAGCACAAGCAGGCCCCCUCCCCAGUGAACCCCAGUGCGCUGGACCGCACAGCAGCCUGGCUUUUGAAUAUGAAUGUGCAGUUUUUAGACCAUGAGGGGAUGGAGCCCGAGUCACUGAGAAACAGAGAGGAUCUAACUCAGGUGGAGAAGUACCAGCAGGAGAUCGCGGUGCUGCAGGAGAAGCUGCGGGCGUCGGUGCAGAAGCUGGAGGAGUACGAGGCCCGCCUGAAGGGGCAGGACGAGCAGGCGCAGAAGGUCCUGAUGGAGUACCAGGCCCGGCUGGAGGAGUCGGAGGAGCGACUGCGCCGGCAGCAGGACGACAAGGACCUCCAGAUGAAGAGCAUCAUCAGCAGGUUAAUGUCGGUGGAAGAAGAGCUGAAGAAGGACCAUUCGGACAUGCAGGCCGUGGUCGACUCCAAACAGAAGAUCAUCGACGCACAGGAGAAGCGCAUCGCGUCGCUGGACGCCGCCAACGCCCGCCUGAUGAGCGCCCUCACCCAGCUGAAGGAGCGCUACAGCAUGCAGACGCGCAACGGCAUCUCGCCCACCAACCCCACCAAGCUGCAGAUCACAGAGAACGGAGAGUUCAGGAACAGCAGCAACUGUUAGACGGACGGAGCGGAGUCUGCCUCCAGCCUGCUUGUGUGUGUGUGUGUGUGUGUGUGUGUGUGUGCGCGCGCGAGCGAGUGUAUGUGUGUGUGUACGGUUCCACAGAGAGAGGACGUCUACGUGCAUGCGUGGAUGCAUGCCCGACAGAAAGACUGCAGGACUGCGCGAGAGAGCGUGGACUUCUGGGAAUGCAUGUCCACACUGUGGAGCCGGUAUGGGAGCGAGGACAUGGCUCUGGGGGAGGGGGGGAGGGGGGGGAAGGGGGAAGCAGCCGGACAGAAAAGGGAAUGUGCAACGUGACGGACAGGAAACCAAGAGAACAGGAUCACCAGAUGGCCUUCAUUCACGAGGGGUGGCAGCCGCAGGAGGCGGGGCGAAGCCUGUACAUAUGAAACUCCGAGCUGUCAAACACUUUGAUCGGGGGCGACUUGACACCCCCAACCCCCCCCACCCACCCACCCACCCCUCCCUUCUGCCCACGCCUGGGACAAACCACUAUAUAACCACACACAGUGACGACCACCGGUCGCCCUCUCAAUCCCUCUCCUCCUCUUUCCUUCCUCCUCGCCCCGAAAUCCGUGAGGAUUCUCACUUUACUGGCCCUGAGCGGCUCCCUUUUCCUCCUCGUGCUUUAUUUUGAAGAACCAAAUAGGAGCUAAAGAGUUUUAACAGAAACAAAACUGAUAUUUUUUUCGUCCAAAACAAUCUUUAUUCCCCUCCUUCUUACCCCCGGGUGUGUUCCUGAGCAUCACGCUGUCCCCCGUCCCUCCCUACCCCCCACCAGCCCCAUCCGAUCCUUCAGGUGGAUUAACGCCCUGCAAAAACAGAGAGAUUCAUACCUUUUCUGGAUGUGGCGAGAAAAAUAAAAAAGUUAUCUCUGCUCAGGACUUUAAAUACCGAACAAAAGAAAGUCUAAGUGCAGAAUUCAUCACGCUAACCACUUCAUCUCUCUGACCAAUCACAGCACAGCGCCGGGACGGUGACGUGUGUCGUUCGAGCUGCGAGCGAAGGAGGAUUUCUCUGUUCUUGCGGCGUUUGCCACUUUACGUAGUGCACUUUGUGAGAAGCUAUUGGUACAUGAAACGCCUUAAAUAAGGAACACACCUCGACUUGACCCCGCAGCUCCCCCGUUUCUGCAAAAAAGAAAAAAAGAAAGGCACAACUUAUACUGUGGAUUUGUAAAGAAGACAAAAAUAAACUCUUAAAUGUAUUAUAAACGCUAAGAUAAAUGAAUUCUAUGUGAUACUAUAUUAAAAUUUAAUAUAGAUGUAUGCAGUUUUUUUGUUCUUCUAUAGAGUAUAUACACAUAUACCUAUAUUUGAUAAUGUCAAAUAUAAAAGCAGCCCUUUAUUUAGGAGAUCUAGUUUUAUUUUUCUUCUCUGACGAUGAAAGACUGUAGUGUGUAGCGAGCUUUCGAGCCCCGGAGGAGGAGACGCCGCGCUGAGCAGUGAUCAGGACCGUCGCUUCGCUCCGUCUUCACGUCGUCUCAAACCUUCACAAAAAAAAACCCAAAAAGCUUAGUUUAUAGAAAAAACACAAUUCAAAACUCUGCAAAGCUGUCAAAGUUCUAAAAAAAACUGAGGCACAAAUAAGUCAGUAGUCUGAGAAAAAAAAGUCUUAAUUCUGAGGAAAAAAAAUUAGUGAUUAGAGUAAGAAAGUCAUUUCUGGAAAAAAAAAGUCAGUAAAAGAAAGUCAAUUUUGACGAAGAAAGUCAGGAAUCUAGGAUGACAAGUAAUCAUGAGGAAAAAAAAUCAGUAAUCUGAGAAAGAAAAGUCAUGACUCUGAGGAAAAAGCUGAUCUAGAGAAAACAAGUCACAGUUCUCAGGAGAAAAGUCAGCAAUCUGAGGAAAAAGUCAUAAUUGUCAGAAAAAACGUCAGUAAUCUAAAAGACUGAAGAAAAUGUUUUAAUUCUGAGGUGAAAAUAUCGAAUUCUGGGGUGGACAAUAAAUUCUGCAAAGAAGUUAGAAAAAUUGUCCAAACAAAACAUCUGGACGCUGAGUGUAAAAAUGAAUUAUUGUCAAAAUUCUGACAAAAGGCAUAAAGUGGAAAAGCGCAGGUUUCAGUGUAAAAACUGUCCCUGGUCCUUUUCCGUGGGGAAACGGUCUCGCCGAUCCCUUCUUCCUGUCGUGGCCUUCACUCGCCGAAGGUUCUGGGUUCUGGAGGUUCUCCUCACUGCUCAGGCGAUCCGGGUCCCUCUCAGCCGAUCUGUGCCGGGCUCCUCGGUCCUGCAGGAUCCAGUCUCCAGUUGCACAAGAGCUGUUGAGAGACGCGUUCAGAAUCGCUCGCUCAGACGAAACACUGGACCGGGGCGCCGUCCUGUACGACGGCGUGCAACACUUCCUCUCUAACCGCUUUACUCGUCCGUGGUAAUGAAGUAUGCUGCAUCCAAACUGUGACUCUGUUGUUCCUUGUGGCAUCACCGCUCUCUCUCUUUUUUUCUUCUUCCUUUCUUCGUCUUACCUCUUGCCGCCUUCAUCCCUUCUUCUUCUUCUGAAUGUGAAGACUCACAGUUGGUCUUAACGUGGGCUUCGGUCCCUCGGAUCCCUCCCACCUUCCCUCCCUUUUCUAUAUUUUUUGUAUUCAUUUUUCUGACAUGCAUCAAACUAUAUCCAUCGGUGUGAGGCUCCGCAUGCUUCAUCCUCGCUCUCGAGCCAAUGGUAGCGUUGGUGUCUCCAUUCGUUUUCUUUGGUUGCCGGUUGGACAGUGAAGAUGAAGACGAUGAUGAUGAUGGUGGCGAAUGGCUUGCUGCAGGCGCAACGUGAAUAUAUGAUAAGUGAGUGUGUGGAGAGGGCCUGGCAGUCUGGGAAAGUGUAAAUAAAAUGCUCACACUAUUUUUACCUGAUGUUAACAGAGCUUUUUGUAAAUGUAUCUCGUGCUCAAACUCUGCUGUAUCAUUCUGGAUAUUGUAAAUACAAGAUAGCGCAGUCCGUCAUCUGUCCUCAUUGGGUAGAACUAUACAGUUAAAUUAACCUUUCAGUGUUCUCUCUGUUGUUAUUUUUGUUUUGUUUUGUUUUUUUUUUUUUUUUUGUAUUUAGAAAGUAAUUCUCACUAGCCAAAAACUGAUUACGCUAAGUAGGAGUUGGACUCUUGGGAUGUCCGCCUCACAGGCUUUCAGGCCGAGCUGAGUCCAGUCUGGAUGAGAUUCACAAGCACAACCCUGUAUUUCUCAUCGGUCUAGCUCUAUGCACUUUUACGUUCAGUGGUCGGUGUUUUUGAUUAGCUUUUUUUUUAAAAAAAAAAAAAAUUCAUUUUGUUUGUUGAUGCAGCACAGCACCUCUUUCAAGGUGUUAAAAACUGUGGCAAAGUUCAAACCCCAGAAAAGACAUUUUUUUGAUAUGAAAAGAUUUCUAUCUGAUCAGCUUAAGACGUUUCUUUUACCUGUUUGAACAGUAAGAAAAAUCACUGUAAAAAAUACACGAGCGUUACUUCUGUGAUCGUCACGUCCCUCCGAGUGUCCUCAAACUGCACAUCCACAUCAAAAAAAAAAGCAAGACUACGUCACUUCUGACUUGGUUCAUCUUACAAA
This is a messenger RNA of Salarias fasciatus (jewelled blenny), 7661 nucleotides long. RefSeq names its product DAB2 interacting protein b (gene dab2ipb). The transcript has 16 exons. Gene Ontology annotation, biological process: regulation of GTPase activity. The record is from RefSeq and is a predicted model, not a curated record. The coding region runs from base 563 to 4135 and encodes 1190 amino acids. NCBI's taxonomy places the organism in Eukaryota, Metazoa, Chordata, Actinopteri, Blenniiformes, Blenniidae.